AACUGCCAAUGUCAUGUCACAGCUGAUUACCUAUUUAUCUGAUUUAAAUUCCGUAAUUUUUUUUAUAAGUUUUCUCUCUCUCGAAUGAUGUAUAUACGAAAUAUUUGUAAAAUUUACUUAUUUCUUAAUACAGCUUAACUUUCUAUUAUAAAAUUUAUUUCCUAAACAAAAUAAUUUAAGACCCCGCAUUAUUUGAGGUUAUGAUUAGCUAAAUUCAAAAUGUUGCUUUUAAAUAAUGUGUUACAAUUUUCUAAAUUAUUCCUAUGGACACAAACACGCCAGUAUAGUAAUAGAAACAUAUUAAAAUUAAGUGAACGUGGAUUGUAUCAAGACAUUUUUCCAAACACUGCAGCGUUCGAAAUAACCAGAUUACUGAAUAGGUCUCCACAAUGUGUUUAUGCUGGCUUUGAUCCUACAGCAAAUAGUUUGCAUGUAGGCAAUCUUCUAGUCAUUAUAAAUCUAUUACAUUGGCAACGCGGUGGACAUAAUGUUAUUGCAUUGUUGGGUGGUGCAACAGGAUACAUUGGGGACCCAAGCGGGAGGAGCACAGAUCGUAUUGCAUUAGAGCCAGAGGUAAUUCAAGAAAAUAUAAGUGGUAUAAAGAAAAAUUUAGAGGUAGUAUUUGAAAAUCAUCAGAAAUAUAUUUGGCCAAAAAAUGAAGAUGUCUUGAAACCAUUAAGGAUAGUAAAUAAUGAAACUUGGUAUAGAGAUAUAAAUUCAAUAAAGUUUGUGAGUGACAUAGGACGAAACUUCAGAAUGGGUACAAUGUUGCUAAAACAGAGUGUGCAAACUAGAAUUAAUUCACAAGUGGGGAUGAGUUUCACUGAGUUUGCAUAUCAAAUAUUCCAGUCAUAUGACUGGCUACAUUUGUUGAAAGAAUAUGACUGUAGAUUUCAAAUAGGUGGAAGUGACCAGAUGGGGAAUAUAAGUGCAGGACAUGAACUUAUCAGUAGAACUGCUAAGAAAGAUGUCUAUGGUUUAACUUUACCUCUUGUCACUACUGAAGAAGGUGAUAAAUUCGGAAAAUCAGCUGGAAAUGCUAUAUGGCUAAACCCAGAAAAAACAAGCCCAUUUAGUUUGUAUCAAUAUUUUGUUAGAACAAAAGAUACAGAUGUGGAGAGAUUGUUAAAGCUUUUCACAUUCUAUAGUUUAGGAGAAAUAAAGGAUAUAAUGUUCAAACAUAAACAACAUCCAGAGCAAAGGUAUCCACAGACAUGUUUAGCUGAACAAUUAACCACUUUAGUACAUGGGGAGGAAGGCUUAGCUAAGGCUCUUAAAGCUACUGACGCUUUAUACAAUAAAGAUGUGAAUGCUCUUGUGGACUUGAGUUCUGUAGAGUUGGAGCAAAUGUUCCAGGGUGCACCUGUUGUCACAUUGUUGUUGUCUCCUGGUAUUACCAUUUUGGAACUGGGCAUGAAGGCAAAGUGCUUCCCAACAGAAAGUGAUGCUAUGAGGAUCAUUCAAGCAGGUGGUUUUUAUAUUAAUCAUCAAAGAAUGAAGAAAAUUGAUGAAAUUGUAACAGAGUCAGCUCAUAUAUUACCUAACUUAAUAUCAUUGUUAAGGGUAGGUAAACGAAAUUAUUAUAUUGUAAAAUGGCAAACUUAGUAAACACAUAGUAUUUAAUUAUUAAA
This is a messenger RNA of Galleria mellonella (greater wax moth), 1631 nucleotides long. RefSeq names its product tyrosine--tRNA ligase, mitochondrial (gene TyrRS-m). Gene Ontology annotation, biological process: tyrosyl-tRNA aminoacylation. The transcript is spliced from 8 exons. Gene Ontology annotation, molecular function: ATP binding; RNA binding; tyrosine-tRNA ligase activity. Bases 220 to 1605 code for a protein of 461 amino acids. Lineage: Eukaryota; Metazoa; Arthropoda; Insecta; Lepidoptera; Pyralidae. The record is from RefSeq and is a predicted model, not a curated record. Gene Ontology annotation, cellular component: mitochondrion; cytosol.